GAUAUGGAAGCCGCGGUCACUGAAUUUGAAGCCGACGGAGGCGGCCAAGGCUGCCCAAGUUCCUUCGGCACGGGGAAUCUAUCAACGCGCAGAUGCAAUGCGGAUGAAGCCGAAGGUCGAGCCGGAGGAGCCUGAAGAGAGGACCGUGCCUGACCAGGAGGCACAUACCGAACAGCCCUCGGAAGAGACAUCCGGGCACGCGAAUGGCGUGCAGGAAGAGCAGACAUGGGACGAGGGUGCCUGGCACACAAAUGGCGCGCAGCCGGAGCAGACGUGGGAAGAGGGCACAUGGCAUGCGAACGGCGAUCCAUCUGAUGAGCCGGCGGUGCAGGCAGAGCAGACAUGGCAAGAGGGCACAUGGUCCGAGAAUAAAGCGCAGCCAGAGCAGACUUGGGACGACGGCUCAUGGUCGAACAAGGCGCAGCAGGAGCAGACAUGGGAAGAGAGCAGGUGGCCAGAGAAGAGGGAAUCUCAGCACUGGCAUGGCUGGCAGCCUAGCUCCCAGCCCAGUCAGCCAUUU
Molecule: messenger RNA, 520 nt
Organism: Symbiodinium necroappetens
Lineage: Eukaryota; Dinophyceae; Suessiales; Symbiodiniaceae
Source: the annotation of a GenBank genome assembly